AUGUCCCGCCAUUACUCCCAAGAGCAGGCUAUCUACCAGUCUCCUGUCCGUGACGAGGAGACCUGGAGGGAGUUGAGCCCUUCUGAUAACACCUACACUGCUUCACCACGCUCGCAAAUGGGGUAUCUCUCCCCCCUGGCUCCCCCUAUGACCUUCUCGAACUCUACAGACAGCGACCGAUCCAACUCCACAGUAUACAGCUCGACAUCGACACGUCUGAACACCAUGACUUCAUGUCACUCACCGAGAAGCCCUUAUGAAUACGACAUCAACGAGCAUGAUUCUCGUCAGUCAACACAAGAGCAGGCCGACGGCUUUCCUACCUCACUCAACCAAGACUAUCUCUUCGAUAGCCAGUACAUGGCUCGCGUUUCACCCAGCCCCAGAUCAUCCAAUACAGAAAGGUCCAGUCAAAGGUUCAUCUGCCUCUACGAAAACUGUGAAGGCUCCUUCAGCCGCGUAGCUGAUUUAAGCCGACACCAAAAAUCAAUCCACUUCCCAACAAAGAUGGAUUGUCCAAAAUCACGCUGCAACCGCAAGGGCUACUAUGGCUUCACUCGUGAAGACCAUCUGACCGAGCACCUGCGUCAGUAUCAUGGAGAUAACCUAGCCAAGCGCACCUCUAGCAAAUCAAAGCGCUCCGAGGCUAGGUGUUAA
Molecule: messenger RNA, 657 nt
Organism: Arthroderma uncinatum
Lineage: Eukaryota; Fungi; Ascomycota; Eurotiomycetes; Onygenales; Arthrodermataceae
Exons: 2
Coding region: 1-657 (218 amino acids)
Source: RefSeq, a predicted model, not a curated record